Molecule: messenger RNA, 186 nt
Organism: Phytophthora sojae
Lineage: Eukaryota; Oomycota; Peronosporomycetes; Peronosporales; Peronosporaceae
Exons: 1
Biological process (GO): mitochondrial glycyl-tRNA aminoacylation
Cellular component (GO): mitochondrion; cytoplasm
Molecular function (GO): glycine-tRNA ligase activity
Source: RefSeq, a predicted model, not a curated record
GACCGGAGCUUCCCCAUCUCGUUCAACCUCAUGUUCAAGUGCACCAACGGCUCCCAGGGGGGACAUACUGGCUACCUGUGUCCCGAGACGACCCAGGGCAUCUUCCUCAUCUUCCGCUGUCUGCUCGAGUAUAAUAUCAGCAAGGUGCCCUUCGGCUGCGCGCAGAUCUACAGUGCCUUCCGUAGC